Molecule: messenger RNA, 1992 nt
Organism: Fomitopsis serialis
Lineage: Eukaryota; Fungi; Basidiomycota; Agaricomycetes; Polyporales; Fomitopsidaceae
Product: MATE efflux family protein
Exons: 17
Coding region: 88-1869 (593 amino acids)
Biological process (GO): xenobiotic detoxification by transmembrane export across the plasma membrane
Cellular component (GO): membrane
Molecular function (GO): antiporter activity; xenobiotic transmembrane transporter activity
Source: RefSeq, a predicted model, not a curated record
CCACAGCGUGUCCGAGACUCUGGCGGCGACUCAGACGACCUCUUCCAUUCGGCGCGACCGCCAUUACUCGCGUACGAGCCGCGCACCAUGUCGCAGACGUACGCCCACUAUUCCACGCCCUCCUCGCUCCCCUCCGACUACGCCCUCCUCUCCCGCUACGCUGCUGCCAACGACAUGCACCCCGCCAAUGGAGCCCACGAACAUGACGAGGACCCUGCAGACGACGAAGGCGCCAUCUCAGAGAGCGACACCUCGCCUGAACGGCAUAGCAAUGGCCUCACGAUACCCACGAAACAGGUUGGCAGGCGGAGGAGCUUCCCGACCUCCUAUAUCUCCUCCUUCAAGCCCAUCGUGGGCCCACUGCCCGACAAGUCGGGCUACCGGUCUGGCCCAGCUAACCCGGGUGAUGCUUCGGAAAACACACCACUUCUCGUUCCUCGUAUUGAGGAAGAGGUAGACACCGCGGAUGCGGAGAGCUACUCGAGCAUGUUGAAGGAAGAAACGAAAAUAUUGGCAAAGUACACCUUGCCUGUCUUUGGGACACACGUAUUGGAGUACUCGCUCGUCAUUGCGUCCGUCGUGUCCAUAGGGCACUUGUCCACCACUGCGCUUGCGGCGUCCACCCUCGGAUCCAUGACCGCGAGCGUAACAGGCUUCAGCAUCAUCCAGGGCUUCACCAGCACCCUGGACACGAUGCUUCCGGGCGCAUGGACCUCGUCACAACCGCAGCUCGUUGGGCUAUGGGCUCAACGCAUGGCUGUCGUCAUGACCGCUGUCUUAGUGCCUAUCAUCCUGAUAUGGUUCAGUUCCGAGAGCAUCCUGCUCUUCCUCAAGCAAGAGCCCGAGGUCGCGCACCUCGCCGCGACGUACCUCAAGUGGUCCGUCAUCGGACUGCCCGCGUAUGCCUUCAAUGGUAUCUCUAGGCGGUACUUCCAGUCCCAAGGCUUGUUCGCGGUGCCCACGCGGAUCAUCAUGGUCAUCGCGCCCAUCAACGCCGCGCUCAACUACGUUCUAGUGUGGGGGCCAGAGCCAGUGCGGCUGGGGUUCAUCGGGGCGCCGAUUGCGACGGCGGUGUCGUUCAACUUGAUCUCGUUGGCGUCGAUCGCGUACGGCAUCUUCUGCGUCCCGCGCACGGCGUGGCACCCCCUGAGCCGGCGGUGCUUCACGAGCCUCGGCGUACUCGUCCACCUAGGGCUCGCGGGUGUCGGCCAAACCGCGUCAGAAUGGUGGUCCUGGGAGCUCGUCGGACUCGCGGCUAGUAUGUUGGGUCCCAUCGCGCUCGCCACCCAGUCGGUGCUCCUUGUAUCGGGCUCGACAACGUACCAGGCGCCGUUCGCGCUGAGCGUCGCGACUUCCGUGCGGGUCGGCAACCUGCUGGGAGAAGAGAAGGCGAAGCGCGCUGGCGUCGCAGCGAACGCGGCAAUCCUGAUGUCUUUGGCCAUCAGCUUGGUCUGGAGUGCGAUGUUCAUGAUCUUCCGAAAGUCGUGGGCGCACCUUUUCAACGACGAUCCAGAGGUUGUCUCGUUGGUCGCCUCGAUCCUGCCCAUCGUCGCGCUCUUCCAGGUGUUCGACGGUCUGGGCGGCGUGACGGGUGGCAUCCUCCGCGCGGUUGGCAAGCAGUUUACUGGGGCACUCCUGAAUUUGAGCGCAUACUACGUAAUCGGCAUCCCAUUCGGCCUCUGGCUCACGUUCUGGCAGGACAUGCAUCUGUAUGGGCUCUGGAUCGGGCUGACGGUGUCGCUUUUUUACUGCGGCAUCGUUGGCGUCUGGCUGUGCAUGCGCACAGACUGGGCACGCGAGGUGGAGAAAGUGCGGGCGCGCCUGGACGCGGAUCAGAAGCAUGGGGAGGGGCGGGAGUCGGAGGCGUAGUCCGCGUUUGGGUUUGGAUCUGAGUGGGGCUGGCGCGUUGGACUGAGGAGCCGUGCGAUCUAGGAGGUUGAUAUUUUGUGUGACGAUCUGACAUGAAUCGAAGUUUUCUUGGUUUGCUAGCCC